AUUGUCGCCAAAGCCCAAAACUGCAAAAGCCAAACAGCUAUGUCGCUCGUGAUCGGUCCUGAUUUCCAACACAUCCUUCGUAUCCUCAACACGAACGUUGACGGUCGCCGCAAGUCGUGGGUCGCCUUGACGUCGGUGCAGGGUAUCGGUCGCCGCUUCGCGAUCAUGAUCUGCAAGAAGGCCGAAGUGGACAUCCACAAGCGCGCCGGCGAGCUCACGAACGAUGAGAUCGAACGCCUCGUGGCCAUCAUCCAGAACCCGAUGCAGUUCAAGAUCCCCGCGUGGUUCCUCAACCGGAAGAAGGACUUCAAGACGGGCAAGUCGUCGCAGUUGGUGGCCAACGUCUUGCACACCAAGUUGCGUGACGACCUCGAGCGCCUCAAGAAGGUCCGCAUCCAUCGUGGUCUCCGCCACUGGUGGGGCCUCCGCGUCCGUGGCCAGCACACGUGUACCACGGGCCGCCGCGGCCGCACGACCGUCGGUCUCCUCGCCGACAAGGGCAAGAAGUAAAUUGGCGACUAAUUUACGACUCUUACGAGCUGUGGUGCCCAAGGCCAUCUCCCUGGUCCUGGGCGCUGCCUGCCUCGCGUUUUGACUGUUGGGCGAUAACAAAACUUGGCGUUAAAACAAUACAACGUACUGCUUUAACCCACUCGAC
Saprolegnia parasitica CBS 223.65 is the source of this 658-nucleotide messenger RNA. RefSeq lists its product as hypothetical. Bases 40 to 510 code for a protein of 156 amino acids. Gene Ontology annotation, cellular component: cytosol; ribosome; small ribosomal subunit. The record is from RefSeq and is a predicted model, not a curated record. Gene Ontology annotation, molecular function: RNA binding; structural constituent of ribosome. The transcript is spliced from 2 exons. Gene Ontology annotation, biological process: translation. Lineage: Eukaryota; Oomycota; Saprolegniomycetes; Saprolegniales; Saprolegniaceae.